AUGGGGACCUCUAAAGCAAGUCAAAAGAAGAGACUUCCAGACGUCCAAAGGGCCGUUCCCUAUGCCUGGCCAGGAAAGCAAUCUAAGCCCGUCAAGGCCACCCCUACUCCUUCAAAACCUCAAGAAAAGAAGCAAGCCUCUCCUGUGCCUUCAUCGUCAGAGCAAGCUGAAGCCCCCGCAGACACAGCAGCUUUAAGAAGGCCUGGAGGGCUUCUUUGGGUUUCAGAGAGGGGAGUUCUUGAGGUCUAUGCAGGCAAUAGACUUCUCCAUGCAGCGUCUAAAGGGCAGCGCGUUAAAGAUCUACCCCUCGAGCCACUCCAUUGGCUGUUCUUCGUGAUCUUGUGGGGUAACCACCGAGGACAGCCAGCGGCUCGAGGUAGAGAAGAUAGAAGCUCUUGCAGAACAAGAGCUGAUGAAUUAAGGGCCGCUAAGACAGCGGCACAGACAACAGUAACAGCAACAGUAACAGCACUACCGACGGCAGAAACAACAGAAACAACAGAAGCAGCAGAAGCAGCAAAAAGAGAAACAGCAGCAGCGAGAACACCGAAGUCCCCAGCUGCAUCAGAUAAGCUUGGUGAUCUUGUAGUAGCUGUUUUAUCAUCAUCGUCAUCGUCACCGUCGUCAAGCGCUGCAAAGUCAGCAACAUUGCCACAUUUUAUCAAGAAGAUAACAAAUUGGAAGAGCCAUUCUGGGUCUGACUCGGCCUCGGACUCUGAUAGCAGCGACAAGGGCGAAGGAAAGAGGAAAAGUGGUAACAGUGAUAUGGAUCUUGGAUGA
Molecule: messenger RNA, 780 nt
Organism: Lobosporangium transversale
Lineage: Eukaryota; Fungi; Mortierellomycota; Mortierellomycetes; Mortierellales; Mortierellaceae
Exons: 5
Coding region: 1-780 (259 amino acids)
Source: RefSeq, a predicted model, not a curated record